Messenger RNA from Trichoderma breve, 7218 nucleotides. RefSeq names its product FAT domain-containing protein. The transcript has 6 exons. Lineage: Eukaryota; Fungi; Ascomycota; Sordariomycetes; Hypocreales; Hypocreaceae. Gene Ontology annotation, cellular component: nucleus; TORC2 complex; TORC1 complex. The record is from RefSeq and is a predicted model, not a curated record. Bases 1 to 7218 code for a protein of 2405 amino acids. Gene Ontology annotation, biological process: TOR signaling; negative regulation of macroautophagy; protein phosphorylation. Gene Ontology annotation, molecular function: protein serine/threonine kinase activity; protein binding; protein-containing complex binding.
AUGGCGCAGGCACAGCAGGUCGCCCUAGAGCGGCUCGAAUAUAUCACGAGGGGAUUGCGGUCAAGAACCAGCGACGAUUUGCGCAAGCGAUCGGCUAUCCAGCUCCGAGAGCUGGUGACUGUAUGCCAUCGAGAUCUUAGCCCCGAGCAAUUCCUCACCUUCUACAACAAUGUUAACAAUAAAAUCACCCAACUCAUCACACAUGGCAGCGACUCCGCAGAGAGGCUGGGCGGCAUCUAUGCCUUGGAUUCUCUCGUUGAUUUUGAGGGCGUGGACGUGGCCGCCAAGUAUACCCGCUUCACACAGAACCUAAAGACUAUUCUACGUGGCAAGGAUACUAUGCCUAUGCGGCAUGCUGCGAUUGCCCUUGGAAAGCUUUGUCGACCUGGAGGGGCCAUGAUUUCGGAGCUGGUUGACUCCGAGGUGAACACUGCACUUGAAUGGCUGCAGAAUGACCGAGUCGAGGAACGACGAUACAGUGCAGUUCUCGUCCUGCGGGAGCUUGCGCGAAAUGCACCUACCCUCAUGUACCAGUAUAUCCCGACCAUUUUUGAUUGGAUCUGGGUCGGCCUUCGUGAUCCAAGACAGCUCAUUCGCGAAACAUCGGCCGAGACCGUCAGCGCUUGUUUCCGCAUCAUUCGGGAGCGAGACCAAGAGAUGAAGCAAAUAUGGAUGAGCAAGAUCUACAACGAGGCGAGACAGGGCCUGAAAGUAAACACGGUCGAGUCAAUCCACGCAUCAUUACUGGUUUUGAAGGAGCUUUUGGAACAAGGUGGCAUGUACAUGCAAGAGCAUUACCAGGAAGCCUGCGAUAUCGUCUUCAAGCACAAAGAUCAUCGUGACCCGACCACGCGAAAGACUGUGGUGCUCCUGAUACCAGACCUGGCAAGCUACUCGCCAGCCGAUUUCGCCCAUUCUUGGCUUCACAAGUUCAUGGUCUAUCUCUCUGGCAUGCUGAAAAAGGACAAAGAGCGCAACGACGCUUUCCUCGCCAUCGGAAACAUAGCAAACUCAGUCAAGAGUGCCAUCGCCCCCUACCUGGACGGCGUUCUGAUCUACGUGAGAGAAGGCCUCAGCGUACAAUCUCGCAAGAGGGGCUCUGUAGAUCCAGUCUUUGACUGUAUCAGCCGUCUUGCCGUGGCUGUCGGCCAGACUCUCAGCAAAUACAUGGAGGCACUCCUUGACCCCAUCUUUGCCUGCGACUUGACGCCUAAGCUGACGCAGGCCCUGGUCGACAUGGCAUUCUAUAUCCCGCCCGUCAAGCCCAUUAUCCAAGAAAGGCUGCUGGACAUGUUGAGCGUUGUCCUCUGCGGUGAACCCUUCAAGCCUCUCGGCGCGCCGCAGCCAAACACUCUAACCUCGGUGCCGACUAUCGCAAAGGAUGCCAAGGAUCCACAGGCGUAUGAAAAUCGCAAGACGGAGAUCAAACUUGCAUUGAACACUCUCGGGAGCUUUGAUUUCUCUGGUCAUGUUUUGAACGAGUUUGUUCGUGACGUGGCCAUCAAGUACGUUGAGGACGAGGAUCCGGAAAUUCGAGAAGCGGCGGCUCUCACUUGCUGCCAGCUUUACGUCCGAGAUCCCAUUGUCAACCAGACCAGUUAUCAUGCCCUCCAGGUCGUUGGGGAUGUCAUUGAAAAGUUACUCACUGUCGGUAUAUCUGACCCAGAGCCGAAUAUUCGGCGGACUGUGCUGGCUGCUCUUGACGAACGGUUUGAUCGUCACCUUGCCAAGGCAGAAAACAUCCGCAUCCUCUUCUUCGCUUUAAAUGACGAAGUGUUCUCUAUCAGGGAAGUUGCCAUCUCUAUUAUCGGUCGACUUGCUAGGUUUAACCCGGCAUAUGUUAUUCCCUCCUUGCGAAAGACUCUCAUCCAGAUGCUUACUGAACUCGAGUUUUCAGAUGUGGCACGGAAUAAGGAGGAGAGUGCCAAACUACUGAGCCUCUUGGUUCAAAACGCACAGUCACUGAUUAAGCCAUAUGUCGAGCCAAUGAUCUCUGUUCUUCUCCCCAAGGCCAACGAUCCCAGCCCCACGGUCGCUGCUACCAUUUUGAAAGCUAUUGGAGAGCUGGCCACUGUCGGCGGCGAAGACAUGCUGCCGUACAAAGACCGUCUAAUGCCGCUCAUCAUUGAUGCCCUGCAAGAUCAGAGCUCAAACAUAAAACGAGAGGCGGCUCUCCACUCUCUUGGCCAGCUGGCAAGUAAUUCUGGAUAUGUGAUACAACCUUACCUAGAGUAUCCUCAACUAUUAGAAAUUCUCCAAGCCAUUAUUAGGACAGAGGAUCAGAGAGGUCCUUUGCGACAAGAGACCAUUAAGCUUAUGGGUAUUUUGGGCGCAUUGGAUCCCUACAAACAUCAGGUUGAGGAAAAGACACCCGAAAUGCAACGACGCUCAGAGUCAAAUCAGAUGACAGACAUAUCACUGAUGAUGACUGGAUUAACACCGUCUAACAAAGAGUACUUUCCUACCGUCGUCAUCAACGCACUCCUCCAGAUUCUCAAGGACCACUCCCUGGCUCAGCAUCAUGCCGCCGUUAUCGAGGCUAUUAUGAAUAUCUUCAGAACGUUAGGACUAGAAUGCGUGUCAUUCUUGGAUAGAAUCGUUCCUGCAUUCUUGCUUGUUAUUCGAUCAUGCCCCCCUACCCGCUUGGAGUCGUACUUCAAUCAGCUGGCCACAUUGGUGAGCAUUGUACGACAGCACAUCAGAAAUUAUCUUCCAGAGAUUGUAGAGAUUCUUCAGGAAUACUGGCACAAGUCGGCUUCAUUACAGACUACGAUCUUGUCCUUGGUUGAAGCCAUCUCUCGGUCUCUGGAGGGUGAGUUUAAAAUCUACCUGGCGUCACUUCUCCCUCUCAUGCUUGGUGUGCUCGACAAGGACGUGUCCACAAAGCGAACGCCGUCCGAGAAGGUAUUGCACGCCUUUUUGGUAUUUGGAGCGAGUGCUGAAGAGUACAUGCACCUUAUUAUACCCGUUAUUGUUAGGACCUUUGAGAAGCAGGGGCAGCCAACGUUUAUCAGGAAGCAAGCGAUUGACACCAUUGGCAAAAUUUCCCGUCAAGUGAAUUUGAACGAUUUUGCGGCCAAGAUUAUUCAUCCUCUAACGAGAGUGCUCGACAAUGGAGAACCCAUGUUGAGGCUCGCCGCGCUUGAUACACUCUGUGCGUUGAUCCAGCAUCAGAACUAUGAUCUCCUUGUUAGCAAGCUGCAGAAAGGCGAGGUUUUACCGCAAGACUUGACAUCAGACGCCCGCCUCUUGGACAUUGGUGAUGAAACUCCUUUUGCAGAUCUGGGUACUAAGAAGCUGGAGAUGAAUGCCAUCCACCUGAAAGCUGCGUGGGAUACCAAAGGAAAGUCAACAAAGGAGGAUUGGCAGGAGUGGCUACGAAGAUUCAGCACCACGCUUCUUACAGAGUCGCCAAACCACGCCCUGAGGGCAUGCGCCAGCCUUGCGAGCGUCUACUUGCCUCUAGCCCGAGAGCUUUUCAACUCGGCCUUUGUUUCAUGUUGGAGCGAGCUUUAUGAACAGUUCCAAGACGAACUAAUUCAAAAUAUCGAGAGCGCCAUCAAAUCGGAGAAUGUACCGCCAGAUUUGCUUGGCCUCUUGCUCAACUUGGCCGAGUUCAUGGAACACGAUGACAAGGCUUUGCCCAUCGACAUUCGGGUUCUCGGUAGAGAGGCUGCUCGUUGUCACGCCUACGCCAAAGCGCUGCAUUACAAAGAACUGGAAUUCUUACAGGAUCAAAGCAGUGGAGCCGUAGAAGCCCUGAUUGUGAUCAACAAUCAGCUACAGCAGUCAGAUGCUGCUAUUGGUAUCUUGCGGAAGGCUCAGCUAUACAAGGAAGGCAUUCAGCUGCGCGAGACAUGGUUUGAGAAGUUGGAGCGAUGGGAGGAAGCUUUGGCAUCCUACAACAAGCGAGAAAGAGAGGUGCCUGCUGACCAACCCAUCCCCAUUGAUAUUGUUAUGGGCAAGAUGCGUUGUCUUCACGCCUUAGGUGAAUGGGACGCUCUCGCUAGCUUGACCGGCAGCACAUGGGCCAAUUCUGCACCCGAAGUCCAAAGAAUGAUUGCGCCGCUCGCUACGGCUGCCGCGUGGGGUCUCGGCAAGUGGGAUUCGAUGGAUAACUACCUGUCUUCUCUCAAGAGAUACUCUCCAGAUAGGUCAUUCUUCGGUGCCAUCCUCGCCCUUCAUCGGAACCAGUUCAGAGAGGCCAUUGCUUGCAUUGAACAAGCUCGUGAAGGCUUGGAUACAGAACUUAGUGCUCUUGUUAGCGAGUCAUAUAACCGGGCGUACCAAGUCGUUGUCAGAGUUCAGAUGCUUGCUGAGCUGGAAGAGUUGAUUGUAUACAAGCAAUGUGAUGAGAGGAAACAGGUCACUAUGCGCAAGACCUGGGAAACAAGACUGGAAGGUUGCCAGCGUAACGUGGAGGUUUGGCAGCGAAUGCUGCGGCUACGUGCCCUGGUCAUUGCUCCCGGGGAGAACAUUCGCAUGUGGAUCAAGUUUGCCAACCUUUGCCGCAAGUCGGGCCGUAUGGGACUGGCUGAGAAGUCGCUGAAACAGCUAAUCGGGUCUGAUGCGCCGCUCGAAGCCCUGAUCCCGUACUGGAACGAUACCAAACAGGCAGCAGCAGCACCGCGCAACGCCCCGCCUGCCCAAGUCAUUUACGGCAUGCUCAAGUAUCAAUGGGAACUUGGCCAGCAGCCUAACAUGAAGGCUACGGGAAUUGCUGAGAGAACUCUAUACUGCUUACAGCGAUUUACCAAUGACUCUGCCCAUCGUCUAGACGUUGCAAAGGCUCAUCUUACUGCUCAGGCAGGAAGCGAAGUGAACCUGCCACUCGAGUAUGGCUUCCAAAACCAAGUUGAUCCUUCUGUGAUGAGCCCACAGACACAGCGAGCGUUGGUCGAUCAGACAGUGCUGUUGGCGAAAUGCUACUUGCGACAAGGCGAGUGGCAGAUUGCUCUCAACAAGGAUGAUUGGCAAUACACCAAGAUUCAGGACAUUCUAGCCUCCUACUCCCAAGCAACCAAGUACAACCCCCGCUGGUACAAGGCCUGGCAUGCCUGGGCGCUUGCCAACUUUGAGAUUGUUCAGACCUUGUCCGCUAGAGGUGAAGGACAGUUAUCAAGGGCAGACCAGACGAUGAUCAUCGAACAUGUCGUGCCAGCCAUCCAAGGUUUCUUCAAGUCCAUUGCGCUAUCCGCCGGCAGCUCGCUUCAAGAUACGCUGCGUCUAUUGACGUUGUGGUUCACUCACGGAGGCAAUUCAGAUGUCAACACGUCUGUGACCGAGGGUUUUGCAAACGUCAGCAUUGACACAUGGCUGGAGGUGAUACCUCAACUCAUUGCUAGAAUCAAUCAGCCAAACAAGCGUGUGCAGCAGUCGGUACACAAUCUGCUAGCUGACGUUGGCCGGGCUCACCCGCAGGCGUUGGUCUACCCACUUACCGUAGCCAUGAAGUCAUGGCAGAAUAGUCGACGUUCGAGGUCCGCAGCACAAAUCAUGGACAGCAUGCGUCAGCACAGCGCCAACCUCGUUGCCCAAGCAGACACGGUUAGUCAUGAGUUGAUUCGAGUUGCGGUACUCUGGCACGAACUCUGGCAUGAGGGUUUGGAAGAGGCAUCGCGGUUGUACUUUGGCGACCACAACAUCGAGGGCAUGUUUGCGGCACUGGAACCUCUUCAUGAACAGUUGGAGAGGGGCCCUGAGACUUUGAGGGAGAUAUCAUUCGCACAGGCCUUUGGGCGCGAUCUUAAGGAAGCCCAAGACUGGUGCCACCAAUAUGAGACGAGCCGGGAUGUUAACGAUCUUAACCAAGCUUGGGAUCUCUAUUAUCAAGUCUUCCGUCGCAUCACAAGACAGCUGCCGCAGGUCACAAGCCUGGAGCUUACGUACUGCUCCCCUAAACUACUGAACGCGAAGAACCUCGAUCUGGCUGUUCCGGGAACAUACAAGAGUGGACAGCCCAUCGUGAGGAUUAUGUCCUUUGAAUCAACCUUUACCGUCAUCAACUCAAAGCAGAGGCCGAGAAAACUAAACGCUAAUGGCAGUGAUGGUGUUUCAUACGCUUUCCUGCUCAAGGGUCAUGAAGACAUUCGACAGGACGAGCGUGUGAUGCAGCUGUUUGGCCUUUGCAACACUCUAUUGGCAAACGAUUCCGAAUGCUACAAGAGACAUCUCAACAUUCAGCGCUAUCCUGCCAUUCCGCUCUCGCAGAACUCUGGAUUGCUGGGAUGGGUUCCGAAUAGUGACACACUGCACGUCCUCAUCCGUGAGUAUCGCGAGAGUCGCAAGAUUCUCCUCAACAUUGAGCACCGAAUCAUGCUCCAGAUGGCACCAGACUACGACAACCUAACGCUCAUGCAAAAGGUAGAAGUGUUUGGGUAUGCUUUGGACAACACGACAGGCCAAGAUCUUUACCGUGUUCUCUGGCUGAAGUCCAAGUCGUCAGAAGCUUGGUUGGAGAGGCGGACAAAUUACACUCGUUCCUUGGGCGUCAUGUCCAUGGUGGGCUAUAUCUUGGGUCUGGGAGAUCGCCACCCUUCGAAUCUUAUGCUCGAUCGCGUCACUGGCAAGAUUAUUCAUAUUGACUUUGGCGACUGUUUUGAAGUUGCUACGAAGCGUGAAAAGUAUCCCGAGAGAGUGCCUUUCCGACUAACCCGUAUGUUGACGUAUGCCAUGGAGGUCAGCAACAUUGAAGGAAGCUUCAGAAUCACAUGUGAGCACGUAAUGAGGGUCUUGCGAGACAACAAGGAGAGCGUAAUGGCUGUAUUGGAAGCGUUUAUUCAUGACCCUCUCCUCACUUGGAGACUCACUAAUGCUGCCUCUCCGGCUGGGCCUAACUUCCGCUCCGAACGCGAAGUGGCGCUUGCGGGCCCCCACGCAAUGCGAGCGCGACGACAGUCUAUCCUGGAUGCCGAUGUUGCACCAUCUGAGCUUAUGGCAAAUGUUGAAUCUUCAGCACCCCCCAUGGCUAGGAACAGGGCCCGCACAAACAGCUCAACGAUACCAGAAGGUGCCCAGGCCAACGGCGCGGAAGAGAGAGAGAGCCAAAACGCCAGAGCGAUCGAAGUGCUCGACCGCGUUUCACAGAAGCUGACUGGACGCGAUUUCAAGCCUAACGAGGAGCUAGAUAUCAUUAACCAAGUGAACAAGCUCAUCAUCGAAGCUACGAAAUUGGAGAAUCUGUGUCAGCACUAUAUCGGAUGGUGCAGUUUCUGGUAG